Molecule: messenger RNA, 924 nt
Organism: Clarias gariepinus (North African catfish)
Lineage: Eukaryota; Metazoa; Chordata; Actinopteri; Siluriformes; Clariidae
Gene: sod3b
Product: superoxide dismutase 3, extracellular b
Exons: 2
Coding region: 94-699 (201 amino acids)
Biological process (GO): removal of superoxide radicals
Molecular function (GO): superoxide dismutase activity; copper ion binding
Source: RefSeq, a predicted model, not a curated record
AGGUGCAGAAACACACACACACACACACACAUACGCGCGCGCACACACAGCAGGACUAACAGCCCCAAGACAAAGGAAUAAUCAAAAGUGAAAAUGGCAGCAUACACACUCUUAGUGGUGUUUCUGCUCAGCUUUUUCUUUCACACACCCAUCCUGAGUGAAAAGUUCCCACUGAAGCCUCCUGAGCAUGAUCUGUUUAACGGCUCUUUGUACGCCUCCUGCAGAAUGCAUCCCAACACCCAGUUGGGGUUAGGACUGCCCAAAGUGUAUGGGCAUGUCCUGUUUAAACAAACCAGACCAGAUGAGAGCUUACAGGUGAUGUUAAAACUACACGGCUUGCCUGCAUCUAGUUCUCAGUCUCAAGCAAUACACAUUCAUCAAUAUGGAGAUCUAAGUGAAGGCUGCACCUCCACUGGCGGCCAUUACAACCCAGGUGGAGUUAACCAUCCGCUUCAUCCUGGAGAUUUUGGAAACUUUAUUCCUCGCAAUGGUAAGAUUCGCCGGUCUGUAUCCAUAAAAGCCACUCUCUACGGCAGUUUAUCAGUGCUCGGGCGUGCCGUGGUGAUCCAUGAGAAGAAGGACGACAUGGGACGAGGAGUAGAUGCCGGGAGUCUUCUCCAUGGGAACGCAGGAGGACGACUGGCCUGUUGUGUAAUUGGAAUGAGCAGCUCCAAACUCUGGAAUAAAUCUCAUCCCUAAAAGAAGUCUGUGCAUACGAGUGUGGUGAUAUAUCAGGCUGAUGUUCUGUCAUAAAAAAAUGAAAUGAUGUUAUGUCAUGAUAAUUUAGCAUAAACAUAUCUUAGCUUGCUGUCAUGGUGUCAUCAGGGUGGGACAAUAUAUGGAUAUGUGGAUAUUGUGAAUACAGAAAUAUUAUGUAAACAGAAGAGAUAAAACCUCUUUGUGUCCUUUUUUAUUAUCACUUUU